AGUUUCCCAGCUAGCCGAGUAGGAUUCUCUCAGAUCAACCUUCUCCAAAGUCGUGUACAAUCAUCAAGGAAGUUGCCUCACUUUGGAUUCUUUCCCUCCUCGACUUGUCAGUUGUCGUUUUUAGGUGUUUUCACUUCUUUUUUUAUUUUAAAGAAAAAGAAACAUUGACAGCAUGUCUUUCGUUCCUGGACAGCCGGUGACUGCUGUUGUGCAAAAAGUACAGAUCCAAAAACUGCGGCAAGGGCCGAACCUGAUUCUGGGUUUCAGCAUCGGAGGAGGGAUGGACCAGGAUCCCUGUCAGAACCCGUUCUCUGAGGACAAGUGUGACAAAGGCAUCUAUGUGACCCGAAUUACACCAAACGGCCCAGCGGACGUUGCCGGCCUGAGGAUGGGGGAUAAAAUCAUGCAGGUCAACGGCUGGGACAUGACCAUGGUGACCCACGACCAGGCUCGCAAAACACUGACAAAGAAGAAGGAGGAUGUGGUGCGCCUGUUGGUCACCAGGAAAUCCCUGGAGGAUGCUGUGAAAAAGUCAAAGGGUCAUUACCACGCUGAGGAUGACAAAGAUGAAAACAGCACCAUGUCACCAUGGAAGGAGCAGCAACAGGUCCUUAAAAAUCACUGAAACGCAUUUCCCUCACUUGUUUGGAGAGAACAGGUGCGCCGAUGCUUCCCUCUCAAGUCCCGAGUUCUCAGGAAGAACCGCCUUCCUUAUGGACAUGACCACCAUCUUUUCUUUUUUUCUCACCGAAGAUGAAUAACCCUAGGCUUCGCUACACAUGUUAAACUCAAACUUUGAGGUGAGAGCUGCUAUAUUCUCUUAAAUCACUGGACAACACAAGCUCUGCAUCAGUCAGCAGAAAGAUUGAUGACUAUAAAGACACGUAGUACUAUGACACAUAGAAAUACUUCCACUGCAAACUGGUGUGUCGCUUUACCUUGUACUGUGACCCCCAAGACCACCUGCCUAUUGUGACGGAUAAUAAUAACAAAUUUUGCUGGUUGAUAAUUGUGCUAAACAUUAUAGUCGAUAAUCGAUAAUAUCGUAAACAUUUUUACAUUUUUGAGACUUAAAAAAAAAUUGUCAUGAGAGGUGUAAUUCACAUUUGAACCACCAGAUGGUACUCAAGUAUGGGAUACUUGUGAGCCACAUCACCUUGACAGGUGACUUCUGAGCGUGUUUUUCAAUCAUUGUACGGCAAAAAAUGCCUGUCACCAUCACAAAAUUGAACUGUAUGUAUUUUCUAGCUAAGAUGAGGCCACCCACAAAUGCGACCUAACACUCAGUCGGUGUUCAUGCGCUCACCUUGUGCGUUCUUUUUAAACCUGAAAUAUUCCCACACUGUGGCUGUUGUGUUUGCCUUAGAAACCGUCGCUUCCGUACGUGCGUUCAUGUUAGCGUAUGCUUUCUCACCGCUCACCAGCAACCCCCCUCCACAAGGAAGCCGAAGCUCUCCGUUCAUUCCACGAUAGAACCAAAGCAGACAGACACUUGCAGCGUGAACCCUCUUGUCAUCCAGCCUGUGUGCUUUAGAAAGACACGCAUGAAACAUGUCCAUUUAUCCAUCUGUUUUUUUUUUUUAUCGUUUCAUUAAUUGAUUUAUGGAUCAUGGUGAUAGACCAUGAUAGACUUGCCCCAGGUUCUAAUUAAACACAUUUAACAUAGUGUAUAUAUAAUGUAUAGGUACUUGACACUUAUCGAUGAUGUCAGACGAUCCAUGAACACAUGCAACGGGAGGCCUUUAGCCUGGUCAUCACGCUAGCGCUAGCAAGCUACAUAACCUACACUGCUUGCCUGUUGUCAUGGCAGGAAGGACUUAGCGUCUUAUAUCAGCUUGUCUUCACCUGCCUAAAAGUUUUGUGGCCAGAAGGAAAAAAAGACCAAAAAUCUGCCAACAUGCAAGGGUCCACUGUGAUGUGUAUGUUAGCAUAUCUAACCAAACAUGGCCUCACUGUUGUUACAUGGCCACUGGCUUUUCAUGCAAUAGAAACAUCAGAAACGACUGUGAUAUCAUAUCAUUACUGCUGCAGUAACUCAUUCAUUGUAACCGUCAUUAACGCAUGCACAUCAUGUCAAGCCACACCGCGCCGUUAUGACGGAGGUACAGGGAAGUGUCCCCGCAGAAUCUGCCGCUCUUUAACUUCAUUUUGACCCAAACACAUCAGCAGCAGUGCGAUUCCAACACAAGAUGUGCAUCUCCUACUCACAGACAUGUGUCCUGUCCUCCUCGGAACCACACGUCGUCAUUGCCACUAGCCGACCACGAGGCGCAUCCACAGACACUCCAAAAAUGCCGACAACCUCUUUAUUAUUGUGCAUUUUUGUGCUGUUCGGAGUGUCCCUGAAUGCUCAUUCUUCAGAGCUGUGAAACUACUUCAUCUUUUUGAUAUACAGUAUGUCCUGAGGUAGGUGUGUCCUUGCAAUCAAACUACUUUCAUCAAGUAUUUUUGCAUACUUGAAACCACAAACGCUUGCUGUCAUGAUACCAUUGGCUGGUUUGGAAAAAUCCUAAUCUUUUCUAUUUCUGCUUUUGAUAAACUUCCUUCCGUGUUUGCCAUUAAAAAAAACACACACACAAAGAAAUAUGAAA
Molecule: messenger RNA, 2591 nt
Organism: Dunckerocampus dactyliophorus (ringed pipefish)
Lineage: Eukaryota; Metazoa; Chordata; Actinopteri; Syngnathiformes; Syngnathidae
Gene: tax1bp3
Product: Tax1 (human T-cell leukemia virus type I) binding protein 3
Exons: 4
Coding region: 173-625 (150 amino acids)
Biological process (GO): neurotransmitter receptor transport postsynaptic membrane to endosome; neurotransmitter receptor transport, endosome to postsynaptic membrane
Cellular component (GO): postsynaptic density; adherens junction; postsynaptic membrane
Molecular function (GO): protein binding
Source: RefSeq, a predicted model, not a curated record